This is a messenger RNA of Rotaria socialis, 891 nucleotides long. The record is from the annotation of a GenBank genome assembly. NCBI's taxonomy places the organism in Eukaryota, Metazoa, Rotifera, Eurotatoria, Philodinida, Philodinidae.
AUGAUUACAAAUCGAGUUCUUUUUUCUUUGUUAUUUCUUAUUAUCCCUCUUAUUUUACCAUCUUGGACAUAUAAGUUUGAAACUUGUUGUGCAAAUGAAAAGGCAUCCAAUACAACAGCUAGUGUUCGUCUUUUAUCGUGUCCUUUAAAUUUUGUUAUUAAAUUACGUACGGUUAUUUUUUAUACGGGUAGCGGUUGUGCACCUAGUGCAUGUCAACGACGCCUCAACAAACAUUAUCUUGGUUGUAAUAAUCACCGUACUUGUUCAAUAUCGAUUAGAUGUAUUCCUAUGGAUUCGUCAUCAUGUACAUCAUUAACCACAAGUACAACUUAUGCUCAACAUUUAAUUGUCGAUUAUGAUUGUAUUUUACAUGAGCCCGAAUUAUCAUCCAAUUCUUUCAAUCGGUACAAUAAUGAGAAAAUUGAUAAUACUAGGCAAGAUAAUAAUGAAAAUGUAGUCGUUUUUUCAGCAAAAAUCAAUAUUGAAUCGCCACCAGAUCUUUUAAAUGAAACAGACCCUAUAGUACCAGAUAUACUAGAUGAUGAUCGUGCAUGGAAAGAAUUUAUACUCAAACAAUAUCUUGAUGGUAAACGAUUACCAUUAAUCAAUGGUGAAAAGCCAAUUAUUAUUCAACAAGAACGUUCAUUAUUUAACGAAAUACUUCGAACUGUAAUUAUACUUAUAGUGUUUACUUUGAUUAUUACUGUAUUAAUACUUAUUGGUUUCUUUCUACACAAACGUAUUAAAUUCCUUAGGAAACAAAAAUUUUUUGGCCAUCAUGAAAAACAAAAACAAAAACAUGAACGAUUUCCAAGCGAUGAAGCUUAUGACAAUCUAAAAACAAGUGCUGCUGAGUCAACAGCUGAAAGUGCAGCAGCAACUGAUGUGUGA